Messenger RNA from Nelumbo nucifera (sacred lotus), 1432 nucleotides. Its product is annotated as putative 6-phosphogluconolactonase 2. Gene Ontology annotation, molecular function: 6-phosphogluconolactonase activity. Lineage: Eukaryota; Viridiplantae; Streptophyta; Magnoliopsida; Proteales; Nelumbonaceae. The record is from RefSeq and is a predicted model, not a curated record. Gene Ontology annotation, biological process: carbohydrate metabolic process; pentose-phosphate shunt.
GUUAUUUCUUUCUCCUUGUUGUCUUAUUUAUUUUCCUCUCUCCUUGUGUUUGAUUUGUCAUUCUACGUUUGAUUGAAGAAGAGAAUUUAAAGCAGAGGAUCUUGGAGGGAGGGAAUUCAUUUCAGAAAAAAGGGGUAGUGGUAAUAGUUUUUAUCUGUUUACUUUGUGUGUGUGUAUGUGUAUGAAGAGAGAGAGAGAGAGAUUUCUUUGCGUUUUGUUUCGUCACCAUCGUGGGAUGCACGUGGAAGCUGCAGUUUCAUCUUUCAAAUUGUAGUCUUUCUGAGAAGAAUGGCACUUUCUGGUGGUCCUAAAGAUGGAGCAGAGCUGAGAAUUCACGACAGUGUUGAUGAGCUUGCCACUGAUUUGGCAGACUACAUUGCUGAGUUGUCAGAGGUUUCAGUAAAAGAAAGGGGAUUCUUUGCCAUUGCCAUAUCUGGCGGUUCUCUCAUUAGCUUGAUGGGAAAGAUAUGUGAAGCUCCAUAUAACAAGACUGUGGAUUGGGCCAAAUGGUACAUAUUUUGGGUUGAUGAGCGUGUUGUGGCAAAGAACCAUGCGGAUAGUAACUAUAAACUAGCGAAGGAUGGGCUUUUGUCCAAGGUUCCUGUUGUUCCUGGCCAUGUUUACUCUAUCAAUGAUUCCAUGUCAGCAGAGGAGGCUGCUAAUGAGUAUGAGUUUGUCCUCCGGCAGCUGGUUAAGACCCGCACGGUCGGUGUGUCCGAGAGCAGUGACUGUCCGAAGUUUGAUCUAAUCCUCCUUGGUAUGGGCCCAGACGGGCACAUAGCCUCACUCUUCCCAAACCACACAGCGCUUGAUGAGAAAGAUGAAUGGGUGACUUUUAUCACUGAUUCCCCCAAGCCCCCACCUGAAAGGAUUACCUUUACUUUGCCAGUUAUCAAUUCGGCAUCCAAUGUGGCUGUGGUGGUGACAGGUGGAAACAAAGCAGAUGCUGUACAUUUGGCUAUAGAUGAUGUGGGACCUGACCAUCCACUGCUGCCUGCCCGGAUGGUAUGCCCAACUAAUGGGAAGUUAGUGUGGUUCUUAGACAGGCCAGCUGCCUCCAAACUUGAGGCUUCUGAGUUUGCAGAGUAGAGGUCGACUUUGCUUUUUGUUUAGUUUAUGUGUGUAUGUUGCAGAGGAAUUUGACAGUAGUUGCCUUUUUCUUCUCUAUUUCUCCUCCCUGCUUUCCUUUGCCUUUCGUCUUUGAGGGUGGGGGAAGUGUGAUUGUCUUUUCUGUACUUAGAGGUUAAUAAGUGGGUUUCAGAACGGAGGUCCUCUGUGGUUGUGGGUCAUUUUCAGAAAGGAAGUGAUGAUAGAAGUUCAGUCUUGUAGGGAACCCUGUUGGUUGAGGAGGGAGAAUUUAGUUCUUUGUGCAUAUUUAGUGGAAAUCAGUUCUCGUGAAAUUAAUACUAAAUUUUUCCUUGUUGAUGCAUUA